Molecule: messenger RNA, 569 nt
Organism: Drosophila persimilis
Lineage: Eukaryota; Metazoa; Arthropoda; Insecta; Diptera; Drosophilidae
Gene: mRpS18A
Product: 28S ribosomal protein S18a, mitochondrial
Exons: 2
Coding region: 48-515 (155 amino acids)
Biological process (GO): mitochondrial translation
Cellular component (GO): ribosome; mitochondrial small ribosomal subunit
Molecular function (GO): small ribosomal subunit rRNA binding; structural constituent of ribosome
Source: RefSeq, a predicted model, not a curated record
GGGUUUAAUUUGUUUUAUAAAAUUUGUAAAUAAAACCCCGCUAAAACAUGGCCUCUCUGCUGAAAGUCGCUACCAGCACGCUCCGAAGCACAUUAUGGCAGACACGGAGCGUGGCUACCACCACGCCGCAGCUGAUAAAAGAGAUCCAAGAAAAACAGGAAAACAAUGUAAGGACCUAUGAGGGCGUGAACAUAGAGUCGGAGCGUUCCGAGAAAUUGCUAAAAUCCGCCUGCCAGACCACCUUCUGCCCAGAAUGCACGCUGGGCCUGGAUAUCAAGCACACCGACGUGCUUAUCCUGUCGCAGUACGUCCGAUCCGACGGAUGCAUGCUUCCCAGACGCAUCACCGGCCUGUGCUAUCGCCAGCAGAAGAAAAUGGGCACCCUGGUGACGAUGGCCCAGAAGGCGGGUCUGAUGCCCAACCUGGGCCCGUCGUGGAGCAAAAAAGAUCCGAAACAGCGUUACGGCUGGAAGAAAUUUAACAAAUAUUUCCUCGAGUCUACAAUCAAAUACUAAAACUAGUGAUAAUGGGCAAUAAAUGUAUUGAUGUUUAUACUAGAUUCCAUUCCA